This is a messenger RNA of Sphenostylis stenocarpa, 1569 nucleotides long. The record is from the annotation of a GenBank genome assembly. NCBI's taxonomy places the organism in Eukaryota, Viridiplantae, Streptophyta, Magnoliopsida, Fabales, Fabaceae.
AUGGGUUCUCUACCUGUGCCCGCAUUCCCAGGCGCGGCGGCCAAACAAUGCCUAGAGAGCAGCCGCAUUGACGAGAGAGCCCUUACGACGCUGUUCAAGUCGCAACAGAGCCACCUCAACUUCUUCUUCAACCACAUCGACCACUCCCAAACCCUAGCCUUCACGCGCGCCCUCCUCGACGCCUCCGGCACCGUCUUCUUCACCGGCGUCGGCAAGUCCGGCUUCGUCGCGCACAAGAUCUCGCAGACGCUCGUCUCACUCGGAAUCCGCUCCGCCUUCUUGUCCCCGGUCGACGCGCUCCACGGCGACAUCGGGAUCCUCACCGAACGCGACGUGCUCGUCCUCCUCAGCAAGUCCGGCGCCACCGACGAGCUCCUCCGCCUGGUGCCUUGCGCGAGGGCGAAGGGCGCCCUCCUCAUCGCGCUCACCUCCGUCGAAGGCAACGCGCUCGCCGCGAUGUGCGACAUGGCCGUGCAUUUGCCCCUCCAGAGAGAGCUCUGUCCCUUCAAUCUCGCGCCGGUCACAUCCACCGCCAUUCAGAUGGUUUUCGGCGACACCGUUGCCAUCGCGCUAAUGGAGGCGAGGAAUCUCACCAAGGAGGAGUACGCCGCGAACCAUCCCGCCGGCAAGAUUGGGAAGAGUCUCAUCUUCAAGGUGAAGGAUGUGAUGAGGAAACAGGACGAGCUUCCAAUUUGUAGAGAAUCGGAUUUGAUUAUGGAUCAGCUUGUGGAGCUCACGAGUAAAGGAUGCGGAUGCCUCCUUGUUAUCGAUGACGAUUACCGUCUGAUCGGAACGUUCACCGACGGUGAUCUCCGUCGCACUCUCCGAGCGAGUGGAGAAGCCAUUUUCAAUCUCACUGUGGGGAAAAUGUGCAACAGGAAUCCAAGAAUUAUUGGUCCGGAAGCUAUGGCAGUGGAGGCGAUGAAGAAAAUGGAGGCACCUCCAUCGCCUGUUCAGUUUUUGCCCGUGAUAAACGAUGAGAAUAUUUUGAUUGGGAUUGUGACCUUGCAUGGAUUGGUUUCAGCUGGCUUAAACAAUUUUUUGGCCCUUCCUCUGCUGCGGAAGGACUUGGAUUAUUUUCGGUAUGUAACACCUGCCGACAUUGCGGGGGCUGAAAAUGAUGGGUUUGACUUUCUCUUUUUCAACCUGUUGAGUGUUAAAGGGGUAGUAAAUUUGACGAUGGAAGCAGAUUAUGGAAAUGAUUGCACCAAAUUUGAGGAGAGAGAAAAUCUUUCAGUUCCCCCCGGUUUUGUAUCCCUCACAUCUUUCAUUUUGAGAAGGAAUGAAAAUGUUAAGGAAAAUAAUAAAUCUACCACCUUUACAAGUACUUCUGAACAAGAGCCAAUCUGCUUGAAGACUAAAGUUGAGACGAAUGAUGUUACUGCAUAUAGUCAGGGUCUUAUGCAUCGGCCGUGGAUAAACAUGGACCAUAGCAAUUACCACAAACCUGAGGAAUCUCACAUAAAGCAUUUUCCUAUGGUUAAGUUGGAAAUCUUGCAUAUUUUUGAAACUCCAUUUAAAUGCUGGUCGUCCAAAAGGGACCAUACGGGGAUGUCCAAACUGCAGUAA